GCAGGUAGUGGUACCGAGGAUCAGGCAGAAGGAUGAUCAGGCAAGCCAGGGGUUCAACAGGAGAUGGUCAGCAGAGGUCAGGAUCAAAGCAGGGUCAGCAACGAGGCAGGGACACAGGAUACCAGGUACAGGGGCUCAUGGGAAACAUACACCAAGGCCCUGAUCACAGGCCUGGUCAUUCCUUAAAUACACCUCCUGCAAUCAGCCCAGGUGUUGGCUGACUACAGGAGUGAGCUUCUGGCUGCUGAGAGCACCCACUGGUCAGCCCUGGUACUGCAGCCCACAUGGCAGGUGAGUCCCACCACCAGUGCUGAGUCCAUUCCUGACACAUGCACUCUCCC
This is a messenger RNA of Staurois parvus, 341 nucleotides long. Lineage: Eukaryota; Metazoa; Chordata; Amphibia; Anura; Ranidae. The record is from the annotation of a GenBank genome assembly.